GAGUAACUACACCCCCUCGAAAGAUUGGAAGAGGUGGAGGACGAAGGCUGGUAGCAAUGGCAUCUUCUGCCAAUGGACCAGAACGUCAAGAAAUGGCUCAGGUAUCUGGUCAGAAACCCAAACAACCUGAAACAACAGAAACACAAAUUCAACCGUCUUUGUCAUCGACAUUUUUUGAUGAUUUAUCACUAUCUUCUGAGAGGAAUUUAGAAUCAUUGUCUGAAGUAGACAGUUAUGGUGACCAAGAAUCCCAACCUGAAACAACAGAAACACAAAUUCAAUUGCCUUUGACAUCGACAUCUUUUGAUGAUUUAUCACUAUCUUCUGAGAGGAAUUUAGAAUCAUUGUCUGAAGUAGACAGUUAUGGUGACCAAGAAUCCCAACCUGAAACAACAGAAACACAAAUUCAAUUGCCUUUGACAUCGACAUCUUUUGAUGAUUUAUCACUAUCUUCUGAGAGGAAUUUAGAAUCAUUGUCUGAAGUAGACAGUUAUGGUGACCAAGAAUCCCAACCUGAAACAACAGAAACACAAAUUCAAUUGCCUUUGACAUCGACAUCUUUUGAUGAUUUAUCACUAUCUUCUGAGAGGAAUUUAGAAUCAUUGUCUGAAGUAGACAGUUAUGGUGACCAAGAAUCCCAACCUGAAACAACAGAAACACAAAUUCGAUCGCCUUUGUCAUCGACAUUUUUUGAUGAUUUAUCACUAUCUUCUGAGAGGAAUUUAGAAUCAUUGGCUGAAGAAGACAGUUAUGGUGACGAAGAAUCCCAAGUAAUUUAAUGUUUUUCAUUUAUUUCUCUAUUACUUCUGUUUGCACAAAUUAUGACCAAUGAGUGUUUUGGAAAUUCAUCAAAGAC
Molecule: messenger RNA, 856 nt
Organism: Octopus sinensis (East Asian common octopus)
Lineage: Eukaryota; Metazoa; Mollusca; Cephalopoda; Octopoda; Octopodidae
Exons: 13
Coding region: 57-779 (240 amino acids)
Source: RefSeq, a predicted model, not a curated record